This is a messenger RNA of Penicillium cosmopolitanum, 1425 nucleotides long. RefSeq lists its product as uncharacterized. Bases 1 to 1425 code for a protein of 474 amino acids. Gene Ontology annotation, cellular component: membrane. Gene Ontology annotation, biological process: carbohydrate transport; transmembrane transport. Gene Ontology annotation, molecular function: carbohydrate:proton symporter activity. The record is from RefSeq and is a predicted model, not a curated record. NCBI's taxonomy places the organism in Eukaryota, Fungi, Ascomycota, Eurotiomycetes, Eurotiales, Aspergillaceae. The transcript has 9 exons.
AUGUUUGACGAAUACAUACAGAGCAAAUUCCUUCGCCAUUUGGCAAGGUUUAGUUGCUCCGUUGGGUUUUUGAUUGAGGGCUACCAGGCCGGCGUUCUGGGAGGAGUCCAAGAGACUAAACCAUUUUUGGAUGCAAUUGGACACCCCGGGGGCACGGAGACAAUACCCUUAAUUGCUUCUUCCAGUACACUAGCGGCGGCAUUCGUGUCAUGUCUUGUCAUGAUAAUCGGCAUGCCACUCGGUCGGCGGAACUGCAUUAUCAUCGGUAAUAUCUUGAUCACGGUAGGGGGUGUCAUACAGGCGGCGUCCUAUUCCGUCCCACAAAUUAUUGUUGCCCGUGUGCUUUGCGGUGCUGGAAUUGCAUUCAUUACAUGCAACGUGCCCAUGUAUAUGUUUCGGUUUUACACGAAUGACAAAUCAGAUUUCUUGGAAUCUAUCCAGAGAUUCCCUAUUGCAAUGCAGUCUAUAUUUUCCAUACUUUCUGGUACCAGCAUGUUCUUCCUCCCAGACACCCCUAGGUGGUACUAUAUACGCGAUCGCACAGACGAGGGAGAUCAAACUCUGUCACGACUAUACGGUGUAUACCGGAAAGGAAUGCCGAGCUAUGGUGAUAUUCCAGAGAUUCAAGACAUGAAAUCAACCAUAAUGGUCAGCCUUAGGGUCGAAGAAGAAUCGGAAAACAAGCUCACGUUCUUGAGUAUCAUCUGGGACAACACCCCUCUCCGAGUUGGCCGGCGCAUCCGUAUCUCCUUCAUUAUCCUGGGGAUCCAGCAGUCGAUGGGAAUCAAUAUCAUGGUUUAUUACAUGACUCGGAUUUUCUCGGAAAUUGGUCUUUCCGGUUUUAUGGCCUCUCUUAUUGCCGCACUGGCGUUGACAGUGCAGUGGAUGGGCUCAUGGGUUUGUAUUCCUACGAUAGAGCGCAUCGGGCGGCGGAGAAUUAUGAUGUUGACGGGGUCGGUCCAAACAUUUUGCCUGCUGAUUUUUGUGGUGUUGAACAUGAUCGAGAACAAAACAGAUGCUACGCGCUGGGCAGCUGCGAUGAUCCUAUUCCCCUAUUUAUUCUUCUAUGGCUGGGGAUGGGUGGGGUGCCCCUGGCUUUAUGGACCCGAGAUUGCACCUUUGAGAUACCGCCACAUUGGCUCCGCAGCCGGACUUCUGGGCGUAUGGGUAUUUACGUUUAUCACGGUCUUCGCUGGCGGAAUUGCGUUGAAAACGGUUGGGGCCCGGAUCUGGAUCUGGCCACUGAUUUUCAACGUCAUAGCAGUCAUUUUUGUUUACUUUAUGUGCCCGGAUCCUACUGGCAAGACGCUUGAAGAAAUUGACCAGCUGUUUGCUAAAGAUGGCGCGCUGCUUGACCGUCUCAACCAAUCAGAUACCGAAAAGGAAUGUGUGAAUGAGGUAGAGAACAGCGCAUCAGAUGCUUGA